AUGGCGUGUAUGAAGGACUUGCUACAACGUCCUGGGUGGAAAUAUUUCAUCAAUUUGACAGGACAGGAAUAUCCCCUCAAGACGAAUCUGGAGAUUGUCCGAAUUCUGAAGAUCCUGAAUGGUGCAAACAGUAUAGAUGCUACCACGAACAAGAAGUGGAAAAAACUAUGGAAGCACUUGGGGAAUCCGCAUCAUAAAAUACGUACUUACAAGGGCAACACUCAUAUCGUGGCGUGUAGGGGAUUUGUGGACUACAUCAUGAACAACCCAAUCGCAAAAGACUUUGCAAAGUGGGUAAAAAACGCAGUGGUUCCGGAUGAAACAUUUUUCCCGUCUCUUAAUCACAACCCGCACCUCAAGGUGCCAGGCUCAGCCUUAGUACAUAUACAAACGAAUACACGGAAACCCUACAUUGCUCGGUUCAAGAAUUGGGGAGCUGCUUGGGGAGACGGUAUUAUGAAUUGGCCCUGUAAAGGAAAGCGCGUGAGGGAUAUCUGCAUAUUUGGUGUAGGCGAUCUCCGUCUGUUGACGUCACGCAUGGAACUGUUUGCCAACAAGUUCUACAUCAAUUAUCAGCCACGAACAUUUGAAUGCAUAGAGGAGUGGCUGAGAGAAAGAGCCAUGAAUGAAGACAAACAGAACAACACCAUCGACUAUGAAUAUUACCGAAAUAUGGAAUAUCUGAAAUAUAUCUAUAGAAAUGGCACACUUGUGUAG
Haliotis rufescens (red abalone) is the source of this 717-nucleotide messenger RNA. RefSeq names its product beta-1,3-galactosyl-O-glycosyl-glycoprotein beta-1,6-N-acetylglucosaminyltransferase 3-like. NCBI's taxonomy places the organism in Eukaryota, Metazoa, Mollusca, Gastropoda, Lepetellida, Haliotidae. The transcript is spliced from 3 exons. The coding region runs from base 1 to 717 and encodes 238 amino acids. Gene Ontology annotation, molecular function: acetylglucosaminyltransferase activity. Gene Ontology annotation, cellular component: membrane. The record is from RefSeq and is a predicted model, not a curated record.